CUUCCCCACAAAUCCUCCGCAACUUCCCAACGCAUCCUCGUAUUCCAACCGAGCAAACCCUCGUUCCUCCACCACCGAGAGAAUCCGACCGGCAUACAUGGCGCCCAAGGCGGAGAAGAAGCCGGCGGCCAAGAAGCCCGCAGAGGAGGAGCCCGCGGAGAAGGCGGCGCCAGCGGAGAAGGCCCCCGCGGGCAAGAAGCCCAAGGCGGAGAAGCGGCUCCCGGCGGGCAAGUCCGCCGGCAAGGAGGGCGGCGACAAGAAGGGGAAGAAGAAGGCCAAGAAGAGCGUGGAGUCGUACAAGAUCUACGUCUUCAAGGUCCUCAAGCAGGUGCACCCCGACAUCGGCAUCUCCUCCAAGGCCAUGUCCAUCAUGAACUCCUUCAUCAACGACAUCUUCGAGAAGCUCGCCGCGGAGGCCGCCAAGCUCGCCCGUUACAACAAGAAACCGACCAUCACCUCCCGCGAGAUCCAGACCUCGGUGCGCCUCGUCCUCCCCGGGGAGCUCGCAAAGCACGCCGUGUCAGAGGGCACCAAGGCCGUCACCAAGUUCACCUCGUCUUAGACUAUGAAAGGCUUGUUUGUGCAGUGGUAGUUCGGAGACUUGGCUGGUGUGGUGUAGUGACUGUUCUGGUGGCUUUGGACCUGUAUGAAUUAUCGUGGUGGUAAUGGAAGGCUAUUGUUAUCUGACACUUGAUCAGUAAUCCGAUGUUUGUGAUAUUAUGCUAGCAGAAUCUCUUGAUUGGCUUGUGA
Molecule: messenger RNA, 750 nt
Organism: Panicum hallii
Lineage: Eukaryota; Viridiplantae; Streptophyta; Magnoliopsida; Poales; Poaceae
Product: histone H2B.5
Exons: 1
Coding region: 98-562 (154 amino acids)
Biological process (GO): nucleosome assembly
Cellular component (GO): nucleosome
Molecular function (GO): structural constituent of chromatin; protein heterodimerization activity; DNA binding
Source: RefSeq, a predicted model, not a curated record